AUGCCCGGAAAAUUGAAAUAUAUUGAAUUAGAUAAUUUUAAAUCAUAUAAAGGAAAGCAAUUAAUCGGUCCUUUUAAAAAUUUUACGGCCAUCAUCGGUCCCAAUGGAACAGGAAAAUCCAAUUUGAUGGAUGCCAUAAGUUUUGUCCUGGGUGAGAAGACCAGUAACUUGCGAGUGAAAAAACUCAGUGACUUAAUACACGGUGCUCCGGUGGGCAAGCCAGCUGCCAACAGAGCCUCAGUGACGGCUGUGUAUGAGGAGGCAGAUAGAAGGGAGAAACAGUUCAGUAGAGUCAUCCACGGGUCAACAUCUGAGUACCUCAUCAAUGGAAGGACUGUCAAGGUGGAGGAGUAUGCAGAGGCACUGGAGAAGAUUGGAGUGCUGAUGAAGUCCAAGAACUUUCUGGUGUUCCAAGGCCAGGUGGAGUCGAUUGCCAUGAAGAACGCCAAGGAGAGGACGGUUAUGUUCGAGGAGAUGAGCAGAUCCAUAGAGUUGCAGAAGGAAUAUGAUGUAGCAAAAACUGAGAUGCAGAAAGCAGAGGAGGAAACACAAGCCAACUACCACAAGAAAAGGAACAUUGCUGCUGAGAAGAAGGAAGCAAAAAUGGAGAAGGAAGAAGCCGAGCGUUAUCAAAGAUUAAAUAACCAACUGGCUGAACAUGAGCUAGAGAUGCAGCUCUUUCAGCUGUACCACAACGAGCGAGAAAUAAGCGAACUGACGAAAGAUUUCGAGAGAAAAAAUGAAUCAUUAAAGAAGGAAACAACUGCCCAAUCUAAAACAGAGGAUGAACUGAAGGAGAAAAAGAAGGAUCAUGCCAAAUUCAUUCGAGAUAUCUCAAAAAUGGAACAACAAUACAAGGACCUGGAGGUAGAACUGAACAAAAAACGACCUCAGUUUAUUAAAGCCAAAGAAAAAACUGCCCAUCUUAUGAAGAAAUUAGAAUCGGCCAGACGUUCGCUGAAGGUGGCACAGAAAGCCAACGACGGCCAUGAAAAUGAAAUAAUGCAACUGGAAAAGGAGUUGAACGUCGUCGAGCAGAAGAGGCUGGAGUAUGAGGAGCAGGUGGAGGAGGAGUCGCAGUCACAGGGGAGGAACAUGCAGUUGGAAGAAUCUCAGGUGAAGGAAUAUCAUAGAUUGAAGGAGGCAGCUGGUAAGAAGGCAGCUGCCUUGCUGCAAGAGCUGGAUUCCAUCAAUAGAGUUCAGAAGAUGGACCAGGACAAGUUGGACAAUGAGAUGAGGAAGAAGAGUGAGAUCGAGGCGCACAUCAAACAGAAAGAACAUGAGAUGCACGAGUCACAACUGAGGACUGAAAAACUUGAAGAGUACAUCAAGUCAAGUAAGCAGGCCAUUGAAGAACAGAAAAAAUUAGAGCAAACAUUAUCAGCUGAUGUUGAGGUUGCACAGACAAGGAUCCAUGAGAUACAAUCUGAACUUGAGAAAGUCAUGGACCAAUUAGGUGAAGCUAAAGUCGACAAGCAUGAAUCUGCCAGGGCUCUAAAGAAGGCUGAACUGAUUGAAACGUUGAAAAGAUUGUUCCCUGGUGUGCACGGCAGGUUGAUAGAUUUGUGUGAGCCUAGCCACAAAAAGUAUCAGGUCGCCAUUACAAAAGUGCUAGGCAAGUACAUGGAUGCAAUUGCAUGUGACUCUGAGAAGACAGCCAAAGAUUGCAUCCAGUACAUGAAGGAGCAGAGGAUUGAACCUGAAACGUUCCUACCACUUGACUACGUGGAAGUUAGACCUGUUAAUGAGAAGUUGAGAGAUAUAAAGGAGCCAAAGAAUGUGAAGUUAGUAGUAGAUGUCAUUCGAUACGACCCACCAUGUAUCAAGAAGGCCUUGCUAUUUGCUUGUGGUAAUGCACUCGUGUGUGAAACUGUGGAAGAUGCCAGGAAGGUGGCUUUCAAUCUGACUGAGAGGCAUAAGGCAGUGUCACUGGAUGGAACAUUGUUUCAGAAGUCUGGGGUGAUCAGUGGAGGAGCCAGUGACCUGAAGAUGAAGGCUCGCAGAUGGGAUGAAAAGAUGCUGAACCAGCUGAAGUCAAGAAAGGAGAAGCUGACUGAAGAGAUGAAGGAACAGAUGAAGCAGAAGAGAAAAGAAUCUGAAUUGAACACCAUCAGAUCACAGAUCAAAGGCCUCGAGACGAGACUUAAAUAUUCCAUUUCUGAUAGAGAUAACACACAAAACCGUUCUAUACAACAACUGGAGAAAGACAUUGAAAACUUCAAACUGAAACAGGAGACUCUCGAGCCUGAGAUUGAGGCCAUACAGAAAAGUAUGUCGGAUCGAAAGGUCAAGUUGAAGGCAGUCAAAGGUAAGAUGGACAGAGUGGAGGAUGAGAUAUUUCAAGAGUUCUGUGAAGAAAUUGGUGUUGAAAAUAUCAGGCAGUACGAAGAGAGGGAGCUGCAGGUGCAAGAGGAGAGGGCACAGAAGAGGAUGGAGUUUGAGAAUCAGAAGAUGAGAUUGGUCAAUCAACUGGAGUUUGAAAAGUCUCGAGACACCAUGAUGAAUGUUCAAAAGUGGAAGGAAGCUGUUGCAGAGGACGAGAAGGAAUUGGAGAAGUUGAAGAAGGAGGAAGAGAAACAAAUGAAGGAAAUUGAUGAAGAGAUGCAACAACAGGAGAACCUGAAGCAGACGAAACUGGCCGUCAAAUCGGAAGCAGAUGACAUCGAGGUCGAGUUGAACGCCAUUCGAAAAAAAUUAUCCUCCCAACAGAAGGAUGUCGCCAGCACUCAAAAGGCUAUUACGGCUCUGGAAACUAAAAUGGAACAAAAGAAAAAUGAUAGGCACGGAAUGUUGAAAACAUGUAAGAUGGAGGGCAUCCAUCUACCUCUGAAGAGAGGUUCCAUGGACGACAUUGUCAGUGUGGAGACUUCAGCCAAUCAGACUCAAGAUGGGGGUGGGGAUAGGAUGAGUCAGGGCGACACGCAAGCCCUCUACGCCAGGGAGGCCCGCAUACAAAUCGACUAUGCAAAACUUUCAGAGGAAUAUAAAGAGAUAUCAGGUCAUGAUGAAUACAAGAAAUGCUUGGAUCAGUUGUACAAGCAGAUAUCAGACAUGCAGUCGACCAUACAAAGGAUAGCUGCUCCUAACAUGAAAGCCCUGGAAAAGCUAGAGAAUGUGAAAGCCAAAGCUCAAGAGACGAUGGACGAAUUUGAAACAGCCCGUCGUAAGGCUAAGAAGUGCAAGCAGACGUUUGAGAAGAUCAGGAAGGAAAGAUUUGAUAGGUUCAUGAACUGCUUUGAGCAUGUCUCCAACAAAAUCGAUGAUGUCUAUAAGGCCCUCUCAAAGAAUCAGAGUGCCCAGGCCUUCCUAGGUCCAGAGAAUGCAGAAGAACCGUACCUUGAUGGUGUGAACUACAAUUGCGUGGCACCUGGCAAGAGAUUCAGACCUAUGGAUAAUCUCUCCGGGGGUGAGAAAACUGUGGCCGCCCUUGCCCUCCUAUUUGCCAUUCAUAGUUAUCAACCAGCACCGUUCUUUGUACUGGAUGAAGUUGAUGCCGCCCUUGAUAACACUAACAUUAACAAGGUCGCCAGUUACAUAAAGGAAGAGUCGGAUAAAAAUUUCCAAUGCAUCGUCAUCUCUUUGAAGGAGGGUUUUUACAAUUGGGCCGACGCUCUCAUUGGAAUUUACCCCGAGAUUGACAACUGCGUGGUCAGCAAGGUGCUAACCAUGGACCUGACGGAGUAUGAGGAUGCCGACAGACCAGAGAGUCCGCACAACUUCAUCUCCUCAUUCAGGAGAUUCUCUGAUAUCUGAUUUCUAUGAAAAUAAUAUUUGUCUCCCUUCUUUUUAUUUAUUUUUUUGAAUCGCUGUUGUAAUAUUCUUCAAUUAAAUGUUUUUUUUAUUGUGAUUAUUUUUGUUUAAUAUUUGGUAAGUUGUUUAAGUUAGUGACAAUGAAUUUAGUGCAAGCACGUGUGAUGUGAGGGUACGUGCCGUGCUAUGAAAUGUUAAAAAUUUGUUUCAAUUUUCGGUUCUUAUCAACGGACAAGUUUAGAUUUCAUCAAACAAUCGACAGUUUUAUAUUUUUUAUUUCAAUUUUCGUGUUUGUUUUUGUUCAUUUUGGACUGUUUUGAAAAAGUUUAAAUUAACGUAAAUAAAAACCAGUGAACAUCUAA
Messenger RNA from Helobdella robusta, 4112 nucleotides. RefSeq lists its product as hypothetical. The transcript is spliced from 27 exons. The record is from RefSeq and is a predicted model, not a curated record. Gene Ontology annotation, cellular component: chromosome; cohesin complex; nucleus. Gene Ontology annotation, molecular function: protein binding; DNA binding; ATP binding. Bases 1 to 3753 code for a protein of 1250 amino acids. Lineage: Eukaryota; Metazoa; Annelida; Clitellata; Rhynchobdellida; Glossiphoniidae. Gene Ontology annotation, biological process: sister chromatid cohesion.